Molecule: messenger RNA, 1088 nt
Organism: Pyrgilauda ruficollis (rufous-necked snowfinch)
Lineage: Eukaryota; Metazoa; Chordata; Aves; Passeriformes; Passeridae
Gene: AAMDC
Product: adipogenesis associated Mth938 domain containing
Exons: 4
Coding region: 62-514 (150 amino acids)
Biological process (GO): positive regulation of fat cell differentiation
Cellular component (GO): cytoplasm
Source: RefSeq, a predicted model, not a curated record
CAGGGGGCGGCGGCCAGAGCGGCGCGAGCCGGCUCCCCUCCGCCGCGCGCGGCGAGGGGGAAUGAAAACAAGGCGGGGCAGGGGCGGGGGUAGGCCCUCGGGCCGACCAAUCGGAGAGGGCGGAGGGCGGGACCGGCAGGGAGCGCUGCCCAAUGAGAGCGUGGCAGCCUGGAGGCCCCGCCCCCUCCCCGCGGGGCCGGGCGGAGGCGGAGCCUGGCGGGGCAGCGGGGUCGCGCGCGCGGGGCGACUCCGGUUCAACUUUGUGAUGUCUUCCCCUGAAAUUGCUUCCCUUUCUUGGGGUCAGAUGAAGGUGAAAGGCUGCUCUACAACAUACAAGGACUGCAAAGUAUGGCCGGGAGGGAGCCGGACGUGGGACUGGCGAGAAACUGGGACUAAUCAUUCUCCAGGAGUGCAGCCAGCUGACCUUGAAGAAGUCGUCAAGAAGGGUGUUAAAACUGUGGUGAUUGGUCGUGGCAUGAGCGAGGCUUUGCAGCAUCCACUGUGGACUAUCUGAAGAAGAACGGCAUUGACGUGCUGGUGCUGCAAACGGAGAAGGCUGUGGCGGAGUACAAUGCCCUGGCUGCUCAGGGUGUCAGGGUGGGCGGGGUAUUCCAUUCCACCUGCUGAAGCGCUGCUCGUUCCGCCUUCCCGGCCCGCAGCCGGGACACGCCGACACACCUCUGCUGAACGCGAUUGCCAAGGCAUUUGUGCGCUGACGAUCGAAAACGCAAAGACAGUUUAUUAGUUCAGGAUUUAAACAAAUCGAGGGCUCACAAAAGGUGGGGCUGUUAAUGUAAUUAAAUAGUUUAAUUACAGAAUAAUUUCCGUGUAUUGUUGAGAUUGACCCAAUUUUUCUCUGAAGGCCAUUCAUAGUUUUGUUACUUGACUUUUCACCUGUUCACUAAAUCAGGAGAUUAUGUUUUGAAUGCUUUUAUUAGAAAAUGGCCCAAAAUUACAUUACUGGUUACUGGAAUGCAGCCAUAAAAUAGCUGAUGAGCACAAUCAAGUAGUAGAUAUGAAGUGGUGGUAAAGAAGCACGUUACCACCACUGGAUAAAUAAGUUUAAAAAAAAAAAAUUAAACAGCAAA